This is a messenger RNA of Coffea eugenioides, 643 nucleotides long. RefSeq lists its product as uncharacterized. Lineage: Eukaryota; Viridiplantae; Streptophyta; Magnoliopsida; Gentianales; Rubiaceae. The record is from RefSeq and is a predicted model, not a curated record. The coding region runs from base 92 to 385 and encodes 97 amino acids. The transcript has 2 exons.
UUAUUUUGAUGUGCUAAACUCAGCAACCAGUUAGUUACAAAUACCCAUUUUCAUUCAUAUUAAUUAGCUAGCUAGUUCUUCAAGGGAAAAAAUGGCUGAAGCCAAAUCUGCUACUGUCACUGAUCAGAUCGACAUCAAUUCAAUACAACCAGUGAAGCCGGCCGACCCUCGCGUGGUCGAGAUCGGACAAUUUGUAGUGGAAAAAUUUCACCACGGAAAGCUGCUUUUCAUCGCCGUGCUUGGCGGAUUCACGUGGAAAUGUGAGGGAGGCAAGUACUACGCCCUUGUCAUUGAAAAUCAGAAUUAUGAGGGCGCCACAUUUAUCCAUAAAGCACUUGUUGUUGAGGCCCCAGGUGAAACGAAACUCCUCUGGCACAAGAAUUAAUCAAGCACUACUAUUGAUUAGCUGAGGAUCAAGCAUUACUAUUGAUCCGCUGAGCAUUACUAGUGUCUAUGGUGUGGUUUUCAGUUUAUGCAUGGAUGAUGUACUGCUGCCAUGCAUACAUCUUUCCAGUAUUGUACUAGCAUCUUUCCACCAUUCCGUUUGUAUUCGAGUUUGUAUCCUUGUAUGUUAAAAGGUGCACUUAUACGGACAAAAAUGCACCAUUAAAUGAAUAAAAACGGCUGUUUGUUUUUGAGUUUA